Symbiodinium sp. CCMP2592 is the source of this 714-nucleotide messenger RNA. The record is from the annotation of a GenBank genome assembly. Lineage: Eukaryota; Dinophyceae; Suessiales; Symbiodiniaceae.
AUGGCUCGAAGUCAGUGCGUUCGCAGCCUGCUCGAGGAUGCAUUCGGCCAGCUGGAGCCAUGCGUGAGAACUGCGACCAGUGGUGAGGAUGGCGAGGAUGAGGAUGCACAAAUAGCUGCAGUUGUUGCGAAGCUAGCUGAAGACAGCUUCCAGCUGGAGGCUGUGCACCAAAAUCUUCGGGACAAGCAGCUGGACUCCAAAAGACUAUGUGCUGCGGGGCUGGUUGCCCACAUCGAGGCAGAGAAGCAGGAAGGCCCUGACGAUCUCCAGCAAGCAGGAUAUCCAUCCGAGCAACCUGUUCAGACAGGGCCGGGUCAGCAGAUCGGCGUCAAAACCAAAGGCGCGAGGCCUGCGCCCCUCCAGCUGAUUCCGGAAGCUGCAGUCUUUCAAGGCUGCCGAGUCGGACAAACCUAUGACGUGAGGGUCGAGAUCCGCAACAUGUCGGGCAAAGCGUUGUGCCCACGAGUGAUGCCCUGCACCAACCGGGCGUUCUCCAGCGACCCGAUCCGAUUCGAUGCAGCUACUAGGCGACUGCCUGGAACAGCAUCUGGAAGCAUUCCACCAAAUUUGUCUGCUUAUCUGGUCGCCACCCGGCAGCAGCAUAAGAGCAUGAGAUGCAGCACAACCGUAAAGCAAUCCCCAACGUGUAUUGAUGCCCCACAUCGACCUUCCAACAGCAGUCCAGAUUGCAAGUUAAAAGACCCUCCCUCGUAG